UCUCGCGCGCCUUGCUUCCGUCUUCCUCCUUUUUUUUAAAAUCCCUUUCGUCGUACGGACUCCACGGGCAGUGACUUAGCGAUUGACUUGUUAGCUUUCAGCUCAGUAGUUCGUGCGGAUUGGAGCGCGGCGUCCGAUUGUUCUUGGAUUCUUCAUCUGCAGCAAAGCUGUAAAGUUCGCUUCCUUAGAUGGCAACUUGAUCAAAUUCGACGGAUUUUUCAGUUGCGUCUCCUGUUUCUUUGCCGGAGCAACUUGGCCACUUUCCGUGCGCUUAUGUCACUUUCUUAGAUACGCUGUUAUUAGUGUGUGAAUGCUAGAUUCUAGCGCAACAUUUAGGUGGCAUAGCCAAAGGACUCACGUGUAUUGAUGUGAUCCGUGCUGUGCUGCUCUUAAUGUAUGUGCAGUGCAGCUGUUUUCAAGUGCCGUUCUUGAUAGCGGACAGGAUAGGAAAUAAGAGGCCGACCUAUAUAUGUGCCUAGUGGAAAAAAGAUGGUUCUGUUCCCUGGAUGGUUGGGUGCUGCCACAUUCAGUUUUACCGUAUCAGCAUUUCCCUAUAUGGUGCCGGUCGGAGAUUUUUGCGUGGAUUGCCAAUUUGGGUUGGGCCAUUGUAUUCUGUUUUCAGGUGGUACCUCUGGUAGACUGGUAUGUGCCUUUCAGCCGUCCGUUGUGAACACUUACUAAAAACAAUUUCAAGGGUUUACCUCUUAUCAAACUGAAUUUUGUUUACCUCUUAUCAAACUGGAUGAUUAAUUUUGCGGUGAGCCGGUGAGCAGUGGCUUGUUCUCUCUCCGGAUUUUCUCUAGAAGCCAAGUGGAGAUAAUAUUUUCUUCUGUGCUCGGAAAAGAAAAAAAAGUUUCUUAGUCGGUGCCGCUGAUGGAAAUAUUUAAGUUUCCUUAACUUAUCUCUUGGUUAUGUUGGACUUCAAAGAUACCGACAAAAAUUGCCGUGCAAGGCAAUGAUUUAUAUAAAAUAGUUAUUACAAAGCUUUGGCAAACUUCCAAAAUAGAAAGGAUAGCACUUCUAUUGAAUGAUGAUGUUAGAAGGUCCGACAAAAACUGCCGCGGUAGAGGACAUCAUAGUUUGUUGAAUGGUGAUGUCAGAAUAUCUCGACAAAAUUUGCCGUGAUAAAGAAGUCAUUGCAUAUGGGGUGGUGAUGUUAGAAGACGCUAACAAAUAUUUCCAUGAUAGAGUAGCCCAACACUUCAAAUGGCGAUGUUACAAAUUGGCAGCAUUGUUUUGGAAGAAAAAAAAUCAUAUUCCAUUUGAUAAUCCAACGAUGAUAAGCAGCAUUUACUAUUGGAAGUGACUAUAUGACUACUAGGAGGUAUAUAUUUUUCAUUCAAUUUUUUUUACAUAAAUUAAAGUGUUACUACGAUAGAUCAGUUAUUUAUAAUCGUCAACUGGGGUAUUCAACACAUAACAGAUAAGGAAAUUAAAAUAUUGGAUGCUGUAUGAGUAGGAAUGCAAGCGGAUGUCUAGUGAGUAGUGAAUCACUACGAUAGAUCAUUUUUGUUCCAUUUUUCUUGCUUUGAAAUCUGGAGUAGCUCAUUUGGACGAGUUUAGAUCUACCCGAUGACCCAAACUUGCAUCCCUAUGCAGAAUUUGAUCUGUCAAAAUUGCUUUGAUCAUAAAGACUAGGAAAGUUGAUACUUUUAUUUUCUUGAUUAGAUGUAGGGUGGUGGUUUUGAUGCUUGACUUGGAUGACCAGUAACGAUCAUGAGUAUCAACACUUCUAUCUUCCGCAUGUAUACAAAGCUAUGAGUUGUGUUCAAACAUUAAUUCAGCUGAUAUUGUGGCAAGCUUUAUGCUACAGAAGACAGUUUCUGAGCUGAGUGGAAGUACAUCUAAGCUUGAAUUUGACAUCUAUGAGGAAGUUGGCAUCCCUAACUCAACUGUGGUUAUUAAUUUUCUACAACCAUUAGGUGCAUCAAACUGGACAUAUGUGAUCUUCAGUAUUAUUCCUUAUCCAAUAUUCUCAACUAUGUCACCAACUUGGUUGAGCAUCCUUAGGGCUUCUUUUAUGUCCUUGGUUGUAGAACAAUCAAAACUCCACCUGACAGAGUCUCUAUUUGGGAGUUCAUCAAAUUUUGAGGUGGUUAAGUUCCCUGGUGGAGUUACCAUUAUCCCUCCACAGGCUGCGUUUCUUCUUCAGAAACCCUAUGCAUCUUUCAACUUCACUCUGAAUUUCCCAAUCUACAAAGUAAAAGAGAAAACAAAUGAGUUGAAACACCAAAUGAAGUCUGGAAUACGUCUCAAUCCUUAUGAGAACCUCUACAUCAAAUUGACGAAUUCAAAAGGUUCAACGGUUGCUCCUCCAACAAUUGUUGAGGCCUCCAUAGUUCUUGAAGUUGGGAAUCAUCAGCCAUCCGUUCCAAGGAUGAAGCAGUUGGCCCAAACAAUUGCUAAUUCGUCCUCAGGAAACUUGGGACUGAAUCACACAGUGUUUGGCAGAGUAAAGCAGAUAAGCCUUUCUUCUUAUCUUAGACAUUCUUUGCACAGGGAGGGUGGUACUGAUGCACCUAGUCCGGCACCUAUGCCUUAUCAAGAUCGUCCUCACCACCACCACCACCGCCACCGCCACCACCACCAUCAUCACCAUGAACACCACCACCACCAUCACAAUAUUCAUGAGGACAAGAAGCAUUUUGCUCCAUCUCCUGCUCCUGUACAUUCUCCUGUCCAACAGCCCAAAUAUAGAUCUCCAUCCCCAUCUUGUGCAUACGGAUACACCAAGAAGCCAAAGAAUAAAGCUCCUGUAGGCCCAACUGCUGAACCAGUAGCUAGCAACCAUCAUUAUGCUUCCCCUGCAACCAUACCUUGUGCAGUGCUGCCACCAUCCAUUAGUCCAUCGCCUUCUGUUCAUCACUCUCCUAAUAAUCCCAGGAGACACAACAGUGCCCUCGCUCCUUCUUCAGCACUUGUGAAGCCCCAUUUGCAUACAGCACCUCGCAUUCCUGGACAUCAUCCUGCUCCAACACCAGCUGUGGCCCCUGCUCCUCAUUCAUUUGCAGCAUAUGGCACACAAAGGUAUUCUUCUUGCCUUUGGCAGUGGGCCCUCACACUGCUCAUGUGUAUGCUGAUGGGUCUGCCAUGACGAGGACAGCUGUUCGAAACUAAAAUUAGUCCAGAACAAGCAGAACUGCUGUUCCGAGACGGUUGUAGGCGCAGAAUAACGCACCCAGGCUGGAGGUGAUGCUGUAUACUUGGAGAGCGUGUAUAUGGAUCGGGAUAUAAAGCAGCAGCGGGGCAUCUGUGCGUGUGUGUAUAGUGGCCAAAGCCAGAUGCGGCAGGCCCUUGUGUGUUAGCACAUGUGUUUGCCCAAAACACAGAUGGUGAGAAUCCAGUAUAGGCGCUUAUACAAAAAGAUUUGUCUCCUGUUCUAUUA
Molecule: messenger RNA, 3385 nt
Organism: Panicum virgatum (switchgrass)
Lineage: Eukaryota; Viridiplantae; Streptophyta; Magnoliopsida; Poales; Poaceae
Exons: 6
Coding region: 1805-3094 (429 amino acids)
Source: RefSeq, a predicted model, not a curated record